Molecule: messenger RNA, 4836 nt
Organism: Tuber aestivum (summer truffle)
Lineage: Eukaryota; Fungi; Ascomycota; Pezizomycetes; Pezizales; Tuberaceae
Source: the annotation of a GenBank genome assembly
AUGGGGAGCAGCGACCAAAGAAAUCCCUCUGCGCCAGGUGUCGUCCAACGUUCAAAUCCCUCGUCAACGCAACAGGAGCCGCAUCCGGUCUCCUCGACAUUCAACCCAAGAAAUCUACCGGCCCCGGGCCCAAGUUCUAGACGAAUUUCUGCUACCCCAUUCUCCUCUCAGAUGUCGGGACACGAGGAUCCAAGUCCUUACUCCGGGGGCUCCCAUUCAGCGGGGACAGUACGGCACAUUAACCGACAAGACAGGACGAAGGCGGAACCGGAAACGCCUGUCCCAAGUGGAGAUGGGAGUAGAGAUGUCGUUCCGAGUACGCUUCUUCCCCCCUUGGUUUUUUGUGUCAUUUGGGCAUGGGGUAUUUUGGAUUAUGAUCCGGACCGCUAUCACCCUUAUUUUUACCGGAUGUAAAUAUAACCCCUACUAACCGCUACCUCCUCUGCUUUUUGAUGCUUUGCCGGCGGAGUAUUUAGGUUCCGUCGAUUCUUUUAGCAGCGCAGUUGAGCAUGUCCGGACGCACUCUCCGGAAAACAUCGCAAAUACGGGAUCCAGGUUAUCCAGAGCAUCGUCUGCAGCUUCUUCCCUGAGAGGGAGGAUAUCUUCCCCCGGUGGGAAGCCUCGAAGGCCCUCCGCUACUCGCCGAACUUCCACGGUGGGACAGCCUCAUAAAGGGUGUGUGUACCCCGGGAGUCAUAAUGGUUAUCAUGGCGGCUCUGUGGGAAAGCAUAUAGCUAAUGGAUAUGAUAGGCAAGAAUUCAGCGUCGACGACGAGACGGAUGAGGUAGAGGAGGAUCUGGGGCAACGACAUAGGAGCGCUACCGGGAGCACCGGGUUUGCAGCUAAGAGACGGCACUCACAGUUGCUGAGACGAAGAUCCGCUCCGCAAACAAUACUUUCGGAUGCCGGCAGCAUGGAUGGUGAGCCUGCGCCUCAACGGGAUGACUCGCCAGACGAGGAGCAAGAGACAGAAGAAGAGGAAGAUGGUGAAGAAGGCACUGUGAGAGGAGAAACUUACCAAGCCAGCGAUGCUGGCAGCGUGGAAUCAUUUACUCUGAAAGUAAGUAGAGGCGGGCUAUUUCCUGAGAGGCAUCUAACUAGUUUCAAGGACCGUCAAGAAGCAAUCAACGUUACCCAUCCCUUCGGUAUCAGGAUAUGGAAGCCCGCACUGUACAAAAAGAACCGUUCGGUGCAAAGGACGGCGGAAGGAGAUAUCCAUUCAGCGCCCGGCGGAAGGGUGGGCAAUGCUCUGUUCCUGGUAAACAUCCUUUGGGUUUUGCUCUUCGGAUGGUGGCUUGCGCUGGCUUCCCUGAUAGCCGCGAUAACUUGCUACUUGUUCUUUUUCACCUAUAGCGCUAGGGAGUAUGGAAGGGUUCUUCUUGGUCUCGCCGGAUAUCUGUGGUAUCCAUUUGGUCGUUUUGUAGAACUUAAGCAAGAGGAAGCAUAUGCGGAAGAGGACGAGGGCGAAGGCAGGAGCAUCAGCGAAUAUGAGCAAUGGCAGGCUGGUGAUAUUGAGGAGGGUCAGACGUUCUUUGGGCCGCAUACGCCCAGAACUCUUGUGGGUCGCAGACGGGAGAGUCUCGAUUCCGUGAGCGAUUCGGUUCUGGACGCUGGCGAGAGAACGGGACUCUUGGGAGGCUUCCAAUCACAAAGGAAGAAACGGAGAUUGUUUGGCCGUGGGCAAUGGAAUGUUGGAAGAGUGCUUUUUUUCAUCUGGUUUUAUUUCAUCAUCGGUAGUUAUUCCCCUCUAGGUUUGUUUGUGGGUGCUAAUACGUUUGACAUACAGCUCCUCUAUUGUUGUUUGCCUCUUUCCUUUGUUGGUUCCUUGUUUUUACGAUCCCGAUGGCCAAGGUUACCGCACUUUUGUGCGAUCAUCUCCGUCGGCAUCCGCUGGCGCUAUCCUUUCAUUCGGAUCAUACGUAUAGUAGGAGGCCCGGGACACCUUCUACCUCAAUCCUGCUCUGCACGUAUCGCGCUGUGGGCUGGAAGUACUAUAAGUAUACCAUCGAUGGAACAAACAUCUUUUUCAUCAACUUAAUGACUGUGGUGUUCUUCGUCAUAGCCGAUCACUAUGCUCUGAGUAAGGCGUUGGGCCGGGAUACUUUGUUAACAACCCCGGCGACGGUCUUCACUUUGAGUUUAUGCUCCGUGAUCCCUCUGGCAUACUUCAUUGGGCAGGCCGUGGCUUCGAUUUCCGCACAGUCUAGUAUGGGAAUGGGUGCUACGAUUAAUGCCUUCUUCUCCACUAUUGUUGAAGUAUACCUCUAUUGUGUUGCUUUGAAAGAGGGGAAGGGGAGGCUGGUUGAGGGAAGCGUACUUGGUAGUAUCCUUGCGGGUGUCGUCUUCAUGCCCGGGCUUAGCAUGUGUUCGGGUGCUAUCAAACGAAAGACUCAGCGAUUCAAUGCCAAGUCUGCUGGCGUCACCUCUACUAUGCUUCUUUUUGCUGUGAUCGGAGUGUUCGCACCAACCCUAUUUUAUCAAAUAUAUGGGACCGUGAGUGCUCCCUACCCUCCCUCUUGUCUAUGAUUACUGAUUGAAAGCACAGUAUGAACUGGCUUGUCGAGCAUGUCAUCCUGAGAAGGAUCCUCAUCAUGCAGAUUGUCGUCGGUGCUUUUUUGUCCAGACACCCCCCAGUCUGAGCAACGAGUUUUAUAGAGAUGCGGUGCGGCCGUAUACCUACAUAGCCGCAGUUUUCUUGUUUAUAUCCUAUGUGAUUGGGCUUUGGUUCACCCUCAGGACUCACGCCGCCGUCAUUUGGCAUUCCAUUCCUCCGGCCCAGACCCCUGCACAACCCGCCCAUCCUUCCGCCGCGGAGCCUGUUCGAGGGCCCUCGUCACGAGGUCACGAUGGCGUUGGCAAUCAACAGAACUAUGGGACAACGGCUGGAAUACCGGCUUCUGGUUCGCUUCGGGAUAACGUGAUGUUUAAGCGGAUCUUGGGGCAAUCCUUGGACGACUUUGGGCUCAGGGUAGAUGGUGCUGGAGGUUCUGCUCACUCGCGCGACCGAGGGUCAACACUGCAUGUGGUUCCACCGCGCUCGGCAGAUGAUUUUAUGACACCUUCCACUGCCGCCGGCUCGCGCGAUACGCCUGGAUCUCACGGGCCAUUCACUGAGGACAAUGCCGAGUUCGUCCGCGGCGUGGCAGAAAUAGCUGCAGUGACAACCACCGUUGCUUAUCAAAACUUUCAGCGUCAUGGGAUGGGAAGAAAGAGUUCCACUGCACCUGCCAGGCCGCCACUGCAUCCCGUACCUGCGGUUGAAGAAGAUCUUGCCGCUGUUCCGGAUGCUGAGCAUGGGGGCCAUGAUGCACCGAAUUGGAGUCGGGCUAAGAGUUCCAUUAUCCUUCUUGGAGCCACAGUGCUGUAUGCUGUAAUCGCAGAGAUUCUGGUUGAUACGGUGGACGUGGUACUGGAGAAUCUCGAUAUUGACGAGAAAUUCCUCGGAAUGACGUUGUUUGCUCUCGUGCCGAACACCACUGAGUUUUUGGCAAGCCCUUCCACUCAUCUCUUACUCUUUUUCCGGUCGCUAAUGCAGUGCAGAAUGCAAUCUCAUUUGCAAUGAACGGUAAUAUUGCCCUUAGUAUGGAAAUUGGCUCCGCCUAUGCCCUCCAAGUAUGCUUGCUUCAGAUCCCCGCUCUGGUGUUCUUUAGUGCCUUCUUUGCCUUGGAAGCCGCACCGAUGGAUCUCGUGAGAAAUACCUUUACAUUGAUAUUCCCUCAGUGGGACGUGAUUACUGUUAUUCUCUGCGUAUUCUUGUUGUCAUACAUGUAUGGCGAAGGGAAGAGUAAUUACUUUAAGGUUUGUGCAAAGAAGUCUUGUGGUGCGGUGUGCAGAGUGAGUGCUGAUUUUAUUUGUUCCUUAGGGGUCCAUCUUGCUCCUGAGCUACCUCACAGUCAUGAUGGGUUUUUACUUCAGCUCUUUUGCGAAGAACAUUCAGACCGGAAGAGUAAUUGUGGGGGCCGGAUCCAAGGGCUAUGGAUCUAGCAAUAUCCCUUCGGAUUUAUUCUAGCUCGCUCGCUCCCCUACAUAUCUUAGCACUCCUUGCGCACACACACUCGCAUUAACCAGACAACAAAAACCAUUCUUCGCUGUAAUAUCCAUUGAUUGAUUGACUGUUUUUUUAGCCCCCAUUACCCACUCCCUUACUGGAUCUUGGUUUUAAAGCUUUUCCCGAUGUUUUCUUUCCCCUCUUCGCAAUUGAUAGAUAUACUCCUAGCGGUUAAUGGUAACUGUGUUAGUAUUUCUCUCUCUCUCUCUCUCGCUCUCUCUUCUUUUUUCAUUCUCUAGAAACUCCAAUUGCUUCCGCACCUGAUGCUAGAUAAGUUAUAGUCUAAUGAUGUGCUGGUUUGGGUUGCCUCGUUUUGCGGUUAGCUACUAGCGCUAUGGGUGGUGGCGUCGCUUUACUGCCUGCCAACACGCAUGUGAAUACCAAAUUAUUACUUUUCCUUAAUAUAUCAUUCUGCUCGUAUCGUAUUCUCCAGUACCAGUAUGCAAGUGGCAUUCAAGGCUAAAAACAUACCGGUAGCAGAAGCUUGGCUCACUUUGCUGUUUCAUGUACACUUGGCAUGUGUAGAAGGGGUUAACCUACUGCUACUUAACUUCACCUUUCCAUCCUUUUUUUCUAGUAGGUAUGAAGAUCUAGAGACCUGUAAUCUAGACUACUCGAGUGUUCGAGCACCUGGUGCAGGGCCAUAGCUCAACAUACCAGUAUAUCUACUAAGUUAGAUCUCUGAAGUGGUACACGGUGUGAAGAGAAAAAACUUAGGGAACCGAACAAAACAAUCCCGAAAUCUUAUAGCGCACUUUGGAAAUAAUUAUGCACUCUUACCAGCAAAA